UGGCGCUGCCGGGCUCCCUGAACAGGUACCUGCUGCUCAUGGCGCAGGAGCACCUGGAGUUCCGCCUGCCGAACCUGGAGAUGUAAUUUGUGUGGUAUUGAAUUUUAAAUGCUUUAGGAAAUACAGUCUUUGCUUUCACUUUUUGGAGGUCAGUUCACCAAUAAUCAAGGAACUUAUGGAAAAUCUCCUUUUUGGAUUCUUACUAUUCCCUCUGAAGAUAUUGCCAGAAACUUAAUGAAGCGGACAGUGUGUGCCAAAUGGUUUUUAGUUGGUUGAGCAGAUUGGUGAAUGUAAGAUGACAAAAAGUCCAUAUUUGAACUAUGGGGUCAUGGGAAAUCUCCAGAAGAGCUGUAUAGUUCUCUCAGAAACUACCCUGUGGAGAAGAUGGUUCCAUUUCUACAUUCAGAUUCUACAUAUAAAAUACAGAUUCACACAUUCAAUAAAACAUUGACACAAGAAGAAAAAGUCAAACGAAUAGAUGCUCUUGAGUUUCUGCCAUUUGAAGGAAAAGUAAAUUUAAAGAAGCCACAGCAUAUAUUCUCUGUUUUGGAGGAUUAUGGUUUGGACCCCAACUGCAUUCCUGAGAAUCCACAUAAUAUUUAUUUUGGUAGAUGGAUUGCAGAUGGACAGAGAGAGCUUAUAGAGUCAUACAGUGUCAAAAAGAGACACUACAUUGGAAAUACAAGCAUGGAUGCUGGUUUAUCAUUCAUCAUGGCCAACCAUGGAAAAGUAAAGAAAAAUGAUAUUGUCUUUGACCCAUUUGUUGGAACAGGUGGCCUUCUGAUAGCAUCUGCUCAUUUCGGAGCGUAUGUCUAUGGGACAGACAUAGACUACAACACAGUUCAUGGCUUGGGAAAGGCUAGUAGGAAAAACCAGAAAUGGAGAGGACCAGAUGAAAACAUUAGGGCAAAUCUCCGUCAAUAUGGGUUAGAGAAAUAUUACCUUGAUGUCCUGGUUUCUGAUGCAUCCAAACCUUCCUGGAAGAAGGGCACAUAUUUUGAUGCAAUCAUCACUGAUCCUCCGUAUGGUAUCAGAGAAUCGACAAGAAGAACAGGUUCACAGAAGGAAAUCCAGAAGGGAAUAGGAAAAUGUCCAGAAAGCCAUGUUCCUGUUUCCUUGAAUUAUCAUCUGAGUGAUAUGUUUUUUGACCUGUUAAACUUUGCAGCUGAGACCCUCACAUUAGGUGGAAGACUAGUCUAUUGGUUACCAAUAUACACACCAGAAUACACUGAAGAGAUGGUACCCUGGCAUCCUUGCCUGAAACUUAUUAGCAACUGUGAGCAGAAGCUUUCUAGUCACACAGCAAGGCGCUUGAUAACAAUGGAAAAGGUGAAGAAAUUUGAGAACCAGGACCAGUAUUCACAUCUGCUAAGCGAUCAGUUUCUGCCGUACCAAGGCCAUAAUUCCUUCCGGGAGAAGUAUUUCAGCGGGAUCACGAAAAGAACUGCCAAGGAAGAAAAAUCUAGCCAGGAGUGAAAAUUAAGAUUUUGACAAUGAAGAAAGACUAAGGAUUUCAUAAAAAGGACAUCUGGAUGUGAACUUUCAUGUGUGAUACAGAAACAUGCACUGUUUUAAAUAAUUUUAUAUAACAAAA
Molecule: messenger RNA, 1594 nt
Organism: Pipistrellus kuhlii (Kuhl's pipistrelle)
Lineage: Eukaryota; Metazoa; Chordata; Mammalia; Chiroptera; Vespertilionidae
Gene: TRMT11
Product: tRNA methyltransferase 11 homolog
Exons: 15
Coding region: 385-1476 (363 amino acids)
Biological process (GO): methylation
Cellular component (GO): cytoplasm
Molecular function (GO): nucleic acid binding
Source: RefSeq, a predicted model, not a curated record